ACGUCGUUUUGGCUCGACAGCUGCCUCUUUUUCUUUGAUCUUUGCCACUGACGGUCCAGUUUCCGUUCCAUUUGAUCGUUCGGUCACAAUCUUCGGCUUUGGAUCUGAUGAGAGAGAUCCUGAUGGUUCCAACGGCUGAGAUAUCUGACUGGGUUUAACGGCUUGCUGGGGUUCGGCUUUAUCUGCAGGCCGUAUCGGCUUCGAGGAAACGUCGUCGGGUAUCUUGUCAGGGGCAUAUAUGCGAGACGCGCUUUCCCCCAAUGCGUCCAGUAGCGAGUUCGUAGAUGAUCCUGGGGUCUUCUGAUACGAGGGCAAAGGAAUGCGGGAUUCUCGCGCUAUGGGAGAUGUGGGAGGAGCAGCUGUCUGCGCUGGUAAUAGGGAAGGCGUUGGUGCAGGUGUCCGCACUGGGUCGGUUGCUUUUGGCGGCUCGACCGGCCUUUCAUUGGGUGGUUUCGCCGGCUGGAUUGGCUGCUUCUGUGGUUCUAUUGGCGCUGGUUCCGCGGCAGGGAGGGACGGCGCUGCCAGCGGCCUUCGUAUCCGUGGGAGAGUUGGCGACGAGUCUUUCUCUGUGUCCUCUCCGUCUGUGGAUGAAGACGCGGCGGUGUGUUCCGCCUCCCCUUCCUCCUCCUCCUCUUCAUCCACGUCUAGGGAAGAUCUGGACGCUUGCAAAGGCGGUGGAUAGCGGACUUUCAGAUCUGAACAUCGCAAGGGUUGUCAGAUGCCUGCAAAUCGUCAUUUGGACGUCUGCGACUGAAUGCGCUUACCGUUCAAAACAUUUUGGAUCUCCUCUGCCCUCUCCUCCAACGCAAUGUCCUCAGGCAGCUCGCCCUCUGAAUUAUACGGCACCAAAUCAAUCGGUCCAUCUGGCGGAUAGAACGGACUCGCGUCCCCCAUCCCCGACCCGUCAGCCCCAUCUUUCGGGCCCUUUUCCUCCACCCCUCUACACCUCCCCAACAGCUUCACAAUCUCCACAUGUCCUUCCGCACAAGCACAAUGCAGCGGCGUCCACCCCUCCACAUCCCGCAUAUUCACCUCCGCGCGUCCGCUCUCCAACAAAAGCUGCACGAUAUCCGCGUGCCCGUGCGUGCACGCCUGGUGGAGGGGUGUGAGUUCUUUCUGCGGGGUGCUGACGAGCGAGAGGUCCGGUAUGGAUGCCAGACAGUCGCGGAUUGUCUUGAGGUAGGAUUUGUCGGAGAGCGAGGCGUGUUGGCAGAGAUGCAGGAGCAGCGUGGCGUAAUCGAAGCGGACUGAGCGGGAUUUGGUCUUUGGCGCGGCGGUGGUGCUUUUGUCUUUGGGGGGUGUAGAAGUGCGGGCGAUGCUGGAUUUGCGGGGCUUGACGAGAUUCGUGAUUGAGCUAGUGAAUUCUUCAUAACUCGGCAUCGUUGGGAGGGAUGUGCGUGUGGAUUUUGCUGUGGCGGACUCCUUUAUCACCCAUG
This is a messenger RNA of Fimicolochytrium jonesii, 1436 nucleotides long. RefSeq lists its product as uncharacterized. Bases 285 to 1109 code for a protein of 274 amino acids. The transcript has a single exon. Lineage: Eukaryota; Fungi; Chytridiomycota; Chytridiomycetes; Spizellomycetales; Powellomycetaceae. The record is from RefSeq and is a predicted model, not a curated record.